UGACCAACAUGGAAACGACGUGACUGGCAAUGUUUAUCUUUAUGGGAGGUACUUCCGGGUUGUGUUUACUUCUGACGGCAGCAAUGUCCAAAGAGGCUUCAAACUGUACUAUGGUCCAGAUUACUCAUCAUUCCCGACGUAUCCCACAACAGACUCAAGUUACAACAGACGGUCAUCAAGCCCCUACCCUUGGAAUGGAAUGGCGACCACAUACCCGUGGUAUUGGUCCACUACAGACAGAGGCUGGGGCUCCCGAUGGCCUUACGCAAGCACUGAAGGAACCACGUCAGACUGGCGAUAUCAGACGUCAUCUGGUUACGCUUGUGGGGAGACGAGCUACAGCACCAGUGGCGUUUUCCAAUCUCCGAACUACCCCAGCAGCUACUCCAACAACCUCUACUGUGUCUACGGGAUCUACCCAUCUUACAACAUAGAACUGAGCAUUGACGAUUUGAUGUUAGAACAGAAUUAUGACAUCCUGAGGAUUUCAUACGAAGAUGUGUAUGGGUACCAACGGAAUGUGUCAUUUACCGGUGACAGUCGUGACACAAUGGUUGGCAGACAGUUUAAAAUGACCUUCACAACUGACGGAAGCAAUACUCGCCAAGGAUUCAGGCUGUCCUGGAGGAGAUAUGAUUCAUGGGGAUCAACGACGAAUGGAUACUAUCAACCGAGCAGCACCUGGUGGGGCUGGUCAUCACAAGCCCCAUCUGUCAUGGUCACCUGUGACUCCAGAGAUUUCAAAGUGACUGUACCACGUGACAUGAUUCAACAAGUGUUUCCGGGGUCAUCUCCAUAUGACCUGACCCUGGAUGACCCUAACUGCCGGGGACAAGUCUACUAUGACGUUGUGAUGUUUCGUUCAAACAUCCUUGGUUGUGGUAUGACAAGGGAGGAAACUGGAUAUGACAUCGUGUACAAGAACAGGAUCAUGCCACAAGUUAGAGGAUACUACGGAACCACAACGGCAACCGGAUCAAUCAUCACGAGGUUCAACUCAAAGGAUAUAUCUCUAGAGUGUCACCUCAACAGAGACGUGUCCAUUAUUGGACACUUCAGGCCUCAACAUGAUCAUCAGCUGGUUGCAAGUGGCUCGGGAAACUUUUCCAUGCAUAUGAAUUUCUACAGGGAUCCCAGUAUGAAUUACAGAAUCACCUCCUAUCCGAUGUACAUUGGCCUGAAUCAGGAUGUAUACGUGGACGUCGAGCUGGAGUCGGAUGACUCUGAUCUCAAGAUAUCGCUUCAGAACUGCGUGGCUAAACCGUCUGUGGAUCCUUACGAUUAUUACAACCAGUACUACCUCAUCAGAGAUGGAUGUCCUGCGGACCAGACCGUUGCUUUCGAGUACACUUCCUCCCUGAAACAUGUCCACUUCCGGUUCCGACAUUUGAAUUUGUUCGCAACAAUCGGGAUGUAUACAUCUUCUGCUACGUCCGAGUAUGCAACGGCACAGACUACGAACACAGAUGUCGUCGGGACUGCAACUCAAUGCAUCGUCGUGUUCGUGAGGCGUCGGAUGACAGGACUGAACAUGACCUUCACAUCUUCCAGGGGCCACUUACCUUCAGAGAGAAACGGAAUGCAGAUUUCCAGGUAGCAGAACGAACCGGCGGGAACGACUCCAGCACUACGGCAGCUGUCCCAGCAAUUGUAAUGGCUAUUGCUGCAGUUGCCAUGGUGAUGGCUGCUGUUGUCAUGGUGAUUCGAGGGAAGCGCCGUAACAGAUCCCACACGAAAGGUGUCGAUACCGAAUUGUAAAACGUCCAACAGCCUUUGCAACUGUCCGCAAUUUCACCGCUUGAACUAAGCAUUUAGCUGCUUCCUUAUAAACUGAUUGUGCAUUAUUCCAUAUGUAUAUGCAAUAGAUACAUUAUAGAACAUUCGAACACACACAUUGAUGCAACUCAGAAACUUUAACCAUUUCAAUCAGAAUCAAGAUCUGAACACGAGAAGCAGUUAUCCAUGUUGUUUUCCCGUUGGCGAGACAUUGUUGGGUUCACUCACUGAGACGUUUGAAUAAUACUGUAAACAUUUUCCCCAAUAAAUGUUAAAAUUCAUCAGUAUUCAAAGCUAUACAUGUUUUGUAAUUCAGAUGCCUAGGCGAUACGGUACUGUAUUUUCACCAUCUGUGGUAUUCGUAUUUGUGCUAAAUGAAACACGUGUAUCAAUACGACAGAUAUACCCAGGACAAGCAUGCUAAGAAUUCGCUUUGUUUUUACAUUUAUAGCUUUCGUGCAUGCGGCGACCAAUUUCUUUCAUUUAAUAGCAAGUGUUGGACUAGUGUGUCCAGGAAUGAAGACAAUAAGUGUAGUCGGACUGAUCAGCUUUUAUCUGUGUUGAGAGUGCAUAGAAUGAUUUAAUUAUUGUUAAUCAAGCUUUCUAUAUUUACAAUAAAGAUAUAAAACGUG
Molecule: messenger RNA, 2408 nt
Organism: Haliotis rubra (blacklip abalone)
Lineage: Eukaryota; Metazoa; Mollusca; Gastropoda; Lepetellida; Haliotidae
Product: deleted in malignant brain tumors 1 protein-like
Exons: 14
Coding region: 200-1597 (465 amino acids)
Cellular component (GO): cell surface
Source: RefSeq, a predicted model, not a curated record